Rhineura floridana is the source of this 3678-nucleotide messenger RNA. RefSeq names its product thioredoxin reductase 3 (gene TXNRD3). The record is from RefSeq and is a predicted model, not a curated record. Gene Ontology annotation, molecular function: flavin adenine dinucleotide binding; glutathione-disulfide reductase (NADPH) activity; thioredoxin-disulfide reductase (NADPH) activity. Gene Ontology annotation, cellular component: cytosol; mitochondrion. Gene Ontology annotation, biological process: cell redox homeostasis; cellular response to oxidative stress; glutathione metabolic process. The coding region runs from base 201 to 2021 and encodes 606 amino acids. Lineage: Eukaryota; Metazoa; Chordata; Lepidosauria; Squamata; Rhineuridae. The transcript is spliced from 16 exons.
CCCCUUUCUCGUGCCUGCCCGCCUGCCUCCUUUUUACUGGAGGAGCGGGAUAGGAGGGGCGGGGUUAAGGAUGCCACCGCCUUUGUCAUCCGGGUGUGAGUGCGUUUGCCGCCUAAGCGAGAAGUCUGCGCUUUCUUUUCUGCUGUAGCGGUCGGGCGGCUCUGUCUUCUCUUUCCGCUUGGUGUUGGCGAGGACCAGCCAUGCCACCCCCGAGCCAGAUCCGGCUCCCGGACUGGGACGCGUUGAAGCUCCGCGUGCGGAGCCUGAUUAGCUCUCACCGGGUGAUGAUCUUUAGCAAGAGCUACUGCCCCUUCUGCAAGAGGGUGAAAGAUUUAUUUCAAUCUUUGGGAGUAGAGUAUAGUGUCCUGGAACUUGACAAGAUUGAUGAGGGACCCAGCAUUCAGGAAGUAUUGCUAGAAUUGACAGGCCAGAGGACUGUUCCUAAUGUAUUUGUAAAUGGAACUCAUGUGGGUGGAUGUGAUCAAACUUUCCAGGCUUACCAUAGUGGCUUACUGCAGAAGCUUUUAGGGGAUGGCAAAGGUGAAGAGAUGGAAACCUAUGAUUAUGACCUAAUCAUUAUUGGUGGUGGUUCUGGUGGACUCGCAUGUUCCAAGGAAGCUGCCACCUUAGGAAAGAAGGUCAUGGUGCUAGACUACGUUGUACCAACGCCACUUGGUACUACAUGGGGACUUGGUGGCACUUGUGUAAACGUUGGUUGCAUUCCUAAGAAGCUGAUGCAUCAAGCAGCCCUUUUAGGUCAGGCGUUACAAGAUUCAAGGAAGUUUGGAUGGGAGUAUGAUCAACAAGUUAAACACAACUGGGACACCAUGGUAGAAGCAAUUCAAAAUUAUAUAGGAUCGUUGAACUGGGGAUAUCGGGUGGCCUUGCGUGACAAGACUGUGACAUACCUCAAUGCCUAUGGAGAGUUUAUUGGGCCACACAAGAUUAAGGCAACCAACAGAAAAGGACAAGAAACUUUAUAUACAGCUCAAACGUUUGUUAUAGCCACAGGAGAAAGACCUCGAUAUCUAGGUAUCCCAGGAGACAAAGAAUACUGUAUUACAAGCGAUGACCUUUUCUCCCUGCCCUAUUGCCCUGGAAAGACUCUGGUUGUGGGAGCUUCUUAUGUAGCUUUGGAAUGUGCAGGAUUUCUUGCUGGCCUUGGUUUGGAUGUCACAGUUAUGGUACGCUCUAUCCUCCUUCGUGGCUUUGAUCAAGAAAUGGCAGAGAGAGCAGGAGCCUAUAUGGAAAUGCAUGGUGUAAAAUUCAUCAAGAAAUUUGUUCCUAUUGAGGUUAUAAAGUUGGAGGAAGGCAUGCCUGGAAAACUCAAAGUGGUUGCAAAAUCCACUGAAGGAAUACAGAUUAUUGAAGGAGAAUAUAAUACUGUUUUGAUUGCUGUUGGUCGUGAUGCUUGUACCAGAAAUAUUGGCUUGGACAAAAUUGGUGUGCAAGUUAAUGAAAAGAAUGGGAAAAUACCUGUAAAUGACGAAGAACAAACCAAUGUGCCUUAUGUCUAUGGUAUUGGAGACAUUUUGGAAGGAAAGCUGGAACUGACGCCAGUUGCCAUACAAGCAGGCAGGCUGUUAGCUCGCAGACUUUUUGGAGGGAGUUCUGUAAAGUGUGACUACAUCAAUGUACCAACUACUGUGUUUACACCUCUGGAAUAUGGCUGUUGUGGGUUAUCGGAAGAAAGAGCUGUUGAACAACUUGGACAGGAAAACAUUGAGGUAUAUCACACACUGUUCUGGCCACUUGAAUGGACGAUACCCAAUAGAGACAACAACACUUGCUAUGCAAAAGUAAUCUGCAAUAAGCUUGCCAAUAACCGUGUGAUAGGAUUUCAUGUUCUCGGACCUAAUGCUGGAGAAAUAACCCAAGGUUUCGGAGCAGCAAUAAAAUGUGGUCUCACAAAGGAAUUACUUGAUGAAACCAUUGGUAUACAUCCAACUUGUGCAGAGGUGUUCACUACAAUGGAAAUUACAAAGGCUUCAGGGCAAGAUAUCACUCAGAGUGGCUGCUGAGGUUAAACCCUGCUGUUUUAAACUGUUUCCUGUUGGUCCCACUUACCUAUCUUGAAGGUUUUAGGAAGCAUUUGGAUACACGCAGGUAAAUGAGUAUCUGAUUGCUCUAUUCUGCUACUGCAUAGGAUGCUUUUCUGAAACUUCAAUGCCAGGGAGUGGUGCCAGCAGGAAAUGGUAAAACAGCAGGGGAUAAACUUAAUCCUGACUUGCUUAGAAAUGACACUCUAGUGUAUUUUUGAAGUUUUGACUCUGAACCCCAUCUGGAGGCGAGCCAUGACUGAUGACUUCUAUGCAGAGUUGGGAAAACCUGUUCAUCCAUUCAAACAGAUUCCUUCUGGAGGAACUUCUGAAUCGCACAAGUGAAGUUUAAUUUUCUUAGUUUCAGUGCUUUUGUACAAAUGCAUAAGGCACGGUGAAUGUAUAGUUAAUAACUUUUGCUAGCAACCCCUCUUGACCUAGUUGGGUCACUAGUGCAUUUUGUUAAUUGUUAACAUGAAUGGUGAGAUUUGUUUGCAAUGUUUAUAAAUAUCCCUGUUUUACAAAGUCAGAAAUUGGAGAACAUGUUUACAAAGUUAAUGCAUUAUGUCCCCAUAUCCAUCAGUUCACAGGACACAUAAUGGUGUGAAUUAAUUUUUAAUCCAUAACUACUUGGUUGCCAGAGAAAGUAGAGUCCUCCCAAGGCACAAAAUUAUCACCCUUACAAUUUUUGCGGAGUAUCUCUGAUUUUUUCUUAGUAUCUUUUAUCACCCCAGAUUUCCUCCCCACAUUUAACUACUCAAAAAAAAAAAAUAUUCCCAAGUGAAGUUGAAAUCUGUUCAUGGUAAUCUUAAUAUCUUUCCUAUUUAUGCAAUAGUGCAGCGAAGGUGGAUGGUAUCUGGUUCGUCAGAGGAAGAAAAAAAAGGGGGGGGAACCCCAAGACGCCAAAAGUGUAUUUAUGAAAAUAAUUCCAAAGCAGUUUAGAACCUACAGGCAAUUGAAUGUAAGGAUUUAAUAUCAAGCUUGCGGCCAAAAAAAGCACUCAGAUACUUUCCUUUUAGAAAGAACCUUUAGCUAUACUGUUUGAAAUCUCUUCAGCAAAAGUUACUUUCCAUCUUCGGUAUGUGAGUACAAUGAUUGGUGUUUGUUCCUAUGCUAUGUGAUAAUGAAUUGUAUGUCCCAAACUAAUAAGAUUUUAAUACUGAUUACAUGUUUGUAUGUUUCAACUUUCAGCCCCUGACGAAGGCCAAAAUAUAAGGUGGCUGAAACGUGUUGGGCUUGUCUUUUUGAUAAACUGCUUUGGAAUUAUUUUCAUAAAUACACUUUUGGCGUCUUGGGGUUCCCCCCCCCCUUUCCUCUAUUUAUGCAAUAACCAAAUUGUUUCAGCCGUAAAAUAGGAUGCAUUUGGUCUGGAUUACUUAUAUGCAAGUACUUAGCUUGAACUGUGUCAUAGCAGCGAACACUAGUUUAUUGCGCUUUAUAACAUUUCCAGUACAAUAAAACAAUGAGCCCUCUUUCCAUUCCCUAGUUACUUUGAGGAACUUAUGCUUCGGUUUAGUUAAUUUUGUCAAAAAAGUGUGUUUUGAAAUAUAUUAUUUCAAGAGCUGUAUCAUAUGAACAGUUUUUAAAAAACUAUUUAUGGUGUAUCAUGAAUUUAAAGUUCAAUAAAUGAGUAAUGACA